AUGGGAGAAACCACGACCAAAGAAAAGAAAAUGAAGAAAUCUCAAACUGAAAGACCAAUGAACUUUUCAAAAACAAAGCGCAGAGUCUUGGCUGCUGUUGCUUAUCUACAGUACAGAUGGCUGGCGAAAAUUAUGCAACCUGGCUUUGCUGAUAGAUCCCCACAGUCAGUCCGCUUCUGCGGAAUGGCAGCUCCGCCUCCCCACUGCAGCCAGGGACGCUCGCUUGCCACCUCUAGCUUGGCUGCUAGAUCACAAGAGUCUCUCCUCUGCCCGGCCGGCCGUGACAAUAACAGGGUGUCCUCAGAUCAUCUUGGAAAGGGGGGAAGGAUAACAAUGAUGGAUCACCAGUACCCUUCUUGGAUCUUUGUCAAUGAGAGGACAUUCAUAACCAGGGAACAACUCAAUUCUUUACUGGAGGCUUAUAAUGUUUUCUAUGAAAAGCAGAAAAAUCUGCAUAUUUUGUAUGGACAGGCUGAAGAUGGACAACUGAUUGUUGAAGGGAUGCUAGACAUUUUCUGGGGAGUAAAACGACCCAUACAGUUAAAAAUACAAGAUGAGAAGCAAAUAUCUUCAUUUGAUCUGUUGAAGUCAACAGAAGCAUUUUCCAGCAAAGGGGGGAUGACUCGCUGGGGAGAGUUUGAUGACCUUUAUCGUAUCAGUGAGCUGGAUAGGAGCCAAGUUUUGCUGUCCGAAGGCAGGCAUUCCUCGGAAGACUAUUUAUCUUAUCACAGCACUCUGAAGCCAUAUGCAGAUGAAGAACCAGCAUCCCCUCUGCUCUAUAGGACCAUGAGUGAAGCAGCUUUGGUGAGAAAAAGGAUGAAAGCUUCAGUGAUGUACAGAAAAGACAGGCAGGACCACAGAGCCUCUAUCAACGGACACUUCUAUAACCAUGAGACAUCUAUUUUCACCCCAACCUUUGGAUCAGAAACUAAGGUCAGAACAAAUAGUACCAUGAGAACUGAAGAAGUGAUAAAGCAACUUCUCCAAAAAUUUAAGAUUGAGAAUAGCCCGCGGGAUUUUGCUCUUUACAUUAUUUUUGGAACUGGAGAGCAGAGAAAGCUAAAGAAGACUGAUGUCCCGCUGCUGCAGAGGCUUCUACAAGGACCAUCCAACAGCAACGCUCGGAUCUUCCUCAUGGAUAAAGAUACGGAAGAAAUUAGCAGUAAUGUGGCGCAGUACAUUAAUUUUCACUUUUCCUUCUUGGAAUCCAUUCUUCAAAGAUUAGAUGAAGACGAGAAAAGGGAGACGGAAAGAAUAAUGGCGAAAUUCAAUACCGAAAGGGCCUUCAUCCUGAAGUGUCUUCAGAGUAAGCAGGCAGCAAAAACAGAGACCACAGUCUAGAGCUACAGCACCUAUGCUAGCUAGCACACCUCAGCAGAGCUG
Phodopus roborovskii (desert hamster) is the source of this 1383-nucleotide messenger RNA. It is a transcript of the gene Rassf6, whose product is annotated as Ras association domain family member 6. Lineage: Eukaryota; Metazoa; Chordata; Mammalia; Rodentia; Cricetidae. The transcript is spliced from 12 exons. The record is from RefSeq and is a predicted model, not a curated record. Bases 1 to 1341 code for a protein of 446 amino acids. Gene Ontology annotation, biological process: signal transduction.